Messenger RNA from Passer domesticus (house sparrow), 638 nucleotides. RefSeq names its product TOG array regulator of axonemal microtubules protein 2-like. The transcript has 4 exons. Lineage: Eukaryota; Metazoa; Chordata; Aves; Passeriformes; Passeridae. The record is from RefSeq and is a predicted model, not a curated record. Bases 123 to 557 code for a protein of 144 amino acids.
AACACUCUCCCUUUCUUCACUGUUGUUUCCUUCCUGCCUGCCUUCCUUUCUGCCUCCCUCCCUUCCUGUCUUCCUUUCUCCUGCCCUUCCUUCUAUCCUUCCUCAGGCAUUAUGGACAGGAGAUGGUGAAGAUGUUGCUGAGCCAUCAAAAAUUUAAAAUGCUUCUGGAACAAUCUCUCUCCACGCGUGAUCUGGAAGAUAUUCUGACAAUAAUUAAGAAGAAAGGGAUGGAAAACCAGAAGGGUGAACGCCCAUCUGUCAAGGAGCCGCUGGAGAAGAGUAACGAUGGCUCCAAGAAGCCCCAGGCCACAUUGCCUUCUAGCAAACAGGUGAAACCUACCUCUGGUGGACGCCUCGUACACCGUGCCAAAGCCCAGGUCACGCUGCCUGCAGCUGUGGAAGAAACGGAGCCGCUCCAGAAGCUUUACCAUCUCCUGGAGGCCAAGGGGUUUCAGACACGCAUGGAAGGAGUGGCACUCCUCCUAGACCUGUGCAAAACCAGCCCCCAGCUCAUCUCCACUAACAUUGUCCAAAGAUUUUUGAUUAUUUUGUCCUGAGAAUAUCUGACAGCCACAAGAAAGUGAGGCAGAAGGCGCUGGAUGUGCUGGCUGAAAUCAUCGGCCUCCUGGAAGAUGCCC